Spinacia oleracea (spinach) is the source of this 3972-nucleotide messenger RNA. RefSeq lists its product as uncharacterized. The record is from RefSeq and is a predicted model, not a curated record. The transcript has a single exon. The coding region runs from base 1 to 3972 and encodes 1323 amino acids. Lineage: Eukaryota; Viridiplantae; Streptophyta; Magnoliopsida; Caryophyllales; Amaranthaceae. Gene Ontology annotation, molecular function: nucleic acid binding; RNA-DNA hybrid ribonuclease activity.
AUGUCAGUUGUAGAUAUGUCAGUGAAGUUAGCUUGUUUAAACCCUAGGGUUUCUUUUGGGGUGGAUGCUGAUGGUUCGAGAGGGGGAUUGUUUAUUUUGUCAUGGUGUAGUGCUGUAGUUAGUUGUGUUGCUUCUACCCAGAACUAUGUACUCUGUAAAAUUUCAGAAAGUAAUGGAUGUAGUAGACAUGUUCUCUUUGUUUAUGGGGACCCUGUUCUAGAACGUAGGAAAGUAGUAUGGGAUAGAAUUUCUAGUCUUUUAGAGGGUUUAGUUGAUUAUCUAGUUAUUGGAGAUUUUAAUCAGCUGGAUAGUAUGAGUGAUAAGUAUGGGGGUUCGAACUUUAUUAGAGGAAUCGAUGACUUUACGGAUUUUAGGUUAGGGGUGGGUUUGCAUGAGAUAGAAUUUGUGGGACCAAGAUAUACGUGGGUAAAUAAAAGGAUUAAUGGUGAUUUGAUUAUGGAGAGAUUGGAUAGGGCUUAUGCUUCUUUGGAUUGGAUGGAUAGAUUUCCUGAGGGUAAGAUUUAUAAUGAACCUAUCUUAUGUUCUGAUCAUGCGGCAAUAAUGUAUGAGUCUGAGCCAAAGGGUGUGGUUUCGAAUAGGCCAUACCAACUUGAAAAAUGGUCGCUUAAUUUUAAAGAGGUGGAGAACUUGAUUUUGUCAUCAUGGAAUGAGAGAUAUCAGGGAUCGAGUAUGUUUACUUUGGCUUGUAGACAGAGGAAUGUCAGAACUAGGUUGCAAAAGUGGUGUUUGGAAAAUAAGAAAUUUUGGGGCAUAAACUGGAGAAUGGUCACUAAAUCAAUUGAAAAAGCCACGGAGGAGUUAAUGCGUACAAACCAAGGGAACUUAUAUAUAGAUCAGUUGAGUGAAUGGGACUCUAAGUGCAGAAUUGGGUUUGAUUACUGGAGGCAAAGAGUUAAAGAAAACUGGGUGAAAGAAGGUGAGUUAGCUAGCUCUUUAAUGUUCAGAAGAGUUAAAGUUAGGAAAGUAAGAAAUGAAAUUGUUUCAAUUAAAAAUGAUGAGGAUGAAUGGGUGGAAGGGCAGGAAGGGGUUUCAAAGGUGGUACUUGAUUCGCUAUUGAAGGUCUAUGUUCCACAAGACAAUCCAAAUCAAGGAGAGGAUAUUGACUUGAUCUUAAGGCAAUUACAUUGUCCAAAGAUUUCAAGGCUUGAAUCUGGUCGAAUGGAUGCUCCAAUAACGGACGAAGAGAUUAGAAAGGCUAUGUUUGAUAUUGGUAAAGAUAAGUCUCCAGGGCCAGAUGGGAUGAUUGCCGAGUUUUUUCAAAAAUAUUGGGACAAAAUAGGGGAAAAGGUAAUUGAGGGAGUGAGGGAGUUUUUUAGGAAAGGACAUAUCCUAAAAGAAUGGAAUCAAGCUUUGUUGGUCAUGAUCCCGAAGGUGGCAUCACCUGAGGCUGCAAUGCACUUUAGGCCGAUUGGGUUAUGCAACACAAUUUAUAAGUGUGUGUCUAAGUGUAUGGUAAAGAGAUUGAAAGAGGUUUUACCUUCAUUAAUUUCGGAUUUUCAGCACGCCUUUAUCCCAGGGCGAUAUAUUGAAGAUAAUAUCCUUCUAAGUCAUGAGAUGCUGAAUACGAUUAACACAAAUAAGAGGAAGGAUUUGGCGGUAAUAAAGCUUGAUAUGUCAAAAGCAUACGAUAGAGUGAACUGGCUAUUCGUGUUAAAAUUUUUGAAAGGAUAUGGGUUUUCAGACCGAUGGGUGGGUUUGGUCUCAGAAUGUAUAACCACUGUUUCUUAUAAAGCUUUAAUUAAUGGGAGAACGACAAGGGGUUUCAAACCAAAGUGUGGUCUGCGUCAAGGUGAUCCCCUUUCUCCCUAUCUAUUCUUGUUCUGUAUGGAUAUCUUUUCCCGAAUGUUAACCUUGGGGGAAAGUAUCGGACUAUUCAAAGGAAUCAAGGUUAGUCGACGUGCUCCUUCGAUCAAUCAUUUGUUUUUUGCCGAUGAUGCCAUGUUAUUCUUUAAAGCGGAUGAGGAGUCAUGUGUAAACCUAAAGAAGAUCAUUGAGGACUUUGGGAGAAUAUCGGGACAGCAGCUAAAUUAUAAGAAAACACACGUUAAAUUCUCGCCCCAUAUGAAAGAGGAGUCAAGAGCAAGAUAUAAGGCUAUCUUGUUGAUAGGAGAGGUUGAAAAGUUGGGAAAUCACUUAGGAGCUCCAAUUGAUCUAGGAAGGAAGAAGGCGGAAGAAUUUCAAUUGCUGAUCGAUAAAAUUCAAAACAAAAUUCUAGUUUGGUCUUCGUUACACCUGUCGCAACCAAUGAAGGUUAUCUUGAUACAAUCGGUUCUGAUGAGUGUUGUUUCCCAUGUUAUGAGAUGUUUGAAAAUCCCUGCUGCAGUGACAAAUAAAAUUGAUGCUCUUGUGACUCGUUUUUUUUGGGCAGGGAAGGGUGAAAAGGGUUUGCAUUGGGUUAGUCGAGGGAUUAUACAAAAGCCAAGGGAAGAUGGGGGGUUGGGAAUUAGGGCAGCAGCAAUGUUAAAUGAUGCAAUGUUGUUUAAACAGGUUCAAAGAUUGGUAAAUAAUCCACAACUUUUGAUCACAAGGGUUAUCUCUAGCUUUGAUGGUAGGGGAAACAACGUACUUGGGGGUGAUGAAGGGAAGGGGAGGGGUGCCUCGUGGGGAAGAAGGGGAUUGUAUAUAGCCCAAGGUAAAUUUAGUAGGGGUUUGGUGUGGAAAGUAGGAAAUGGAGAUAAGGUUCUAGCUUCGAGCAUGGCUUGGGUGGGAGGUCAGGUUCCUGAGGUACGUUCUAACCAAUUAUUAGGACCGUCAGCAAAAUGGAGAGUGAGUGAGUUCAUAGAGAGAGGGUCGUCUACGUGGAAACCUGAUUUGGUUCGAAGUAGGUUUGUUUGGAAGGACGCUUGUUCGAUCUUGGCAAUGGAAAUACCGAAAGGGGAAGUGGAGGACUUUAAAUACUGGAAGUAUAGUAGGUCAGGAAGAUUUACAAUAAGUUCAGGCUACCAGUUUCUUUAUAAGGAAAGUGCAGAGGAUACACGGAUUUUAAAUGAUAAUGAACUAAAGGCGAUACGAAUAGUGUGGAAGAUGAACAUCCUUCCUAAAUGGAAAUAUUUUAUGUGGAAGAUCUUCUAUAAUGGUCUGGCUGUGAAAGUUAAUUUGGUAAGAAGAGGGAUGGAUUGUGAUUUGGAAUGUAGUUAUUGUGGUUGUCAGGAAGAAGACUUACAACAUGUGUUGAGGUUUUGUUCAGUUGCUUAUUUGAGCUGGGUGAAUUGCUCACUUCAAAUAGAUCCUACAGAAAAUGAAUCGUGUUCAUUGAAGGAAUGGGUACGAAGAUAUAUCCUGCUUUAUCAUAGCGAGGAUGGGUGGAAUGGAGAGCGAAUUCAGAGAUUCAUUGCGUUGCUAUGGAGUUUGUGGAAAAUGAGGAAUGCAAGAAUCUUUAGAGGGGAGGGAGGUCAUCCGGGUGCGGUUUUAGCAGUAUGGGAUACUCAACUUAAGGAGGUAGAUACCUUCAAAAGACGGAACAAAGAAGAUUCGAGUGAAGGAGCAAGAGAGCCGCCAGGGUUCAAUAUGGUGCACAUUGGCCAAGCUAAAGAUUUUUGUAAUGCUUUUGUUUUACAGGUUGAUGGGUCGUGGGAUAAGAAGACUGGAAGGGCAGGUUGGGGAGUAGCGGUCUCCACUGAGUCACAAUCAGAGUCGGCAGAGAAGGCAGGGCAACAUGGUAUGGCAGUCUCUUCAGACCAUGCAGAGGCGAAAGCAUGUCUUUUAGGUCUAAAUUGGGCCUCACAAAGGCAAAUAAAUCGAUUGCGAAUAAAUACUGACUCAGCUGCUUUAGUUUCUAAUCUCCGAUUGGGAAGGGUAGUAGAUAUAACCAUAAUGGGCAUUGUUGAGGAAAUAAGGAACUUAGGGUCAACUUUCCAGCAAUGCACCAUACUCAAGGUUCCAAGGAGAAAUGUGACUAUAGCACAUAAUGUGGCUACUAGGUGUAGGAAGUUGGGUCUCUCUUUUGUUUAA